AGAGCCUCUUGAAGUGUUCUUCCUCUAUUCUCCUCUUCACUCCUCUUACCUUGAGUUUUCAACCUUUUUCUUUUUCUUAGACAACCCAUUAAGCUAGAAAAAAAUGGAGGGAAAAGGAUGCCUUGGCAAUUUUUUUCAGAGGUGCAAGCCUUACAUAGCAAUGAUCUCUCUGCAGUUCGGCUAUGCCGGCAUGAACAUCAUCACCAAAGUUUCCCUCAACCGUGGAAUGAGUCACUAUGUGUUAGUUGUCUAUAGGCAUGCUUUUGCUACUGCAGUUAUAGCUCCCUUUGCUCUUGUCCUCGAAAGGAAAGUUAGGCCAAAGAUUACCCUUCCAAUUUUCCUGCAACUUUUUGUCUUGGGUCUCCUCGGGCCUGUGAUUGAUCAAAACUUUUACUACGCCGGUCUUAAAUUCACAUCACCCACUUUCUCCUGUGCCAUGAGCAACAUGCUCCCAGCUAUGACAUUUGUCAUGGCGGUUCUUUGCAGGAUGGAGAAGUUAGACAUGAAGAAGUUUAGAUGCCAAGCAAAGGUGGUGGGAACCGUGGUGACUGUGGCAGGGGCCAUGUUGAUGACAUUAUAUAAGGGUCCUAUUGUGGAGAUGGUGUGGUCCAAGUACGUCCACCCUCACAAUACCAACGCAGCUGAAAACAGUGGAAGCAGUGACAAGGACUGGGUUAAGGGUUCAAUUCUCCUGAUCAUUGCUACUUUUGCCUGGGCAUCUUUCUUCAUCCUACAGGCAAUAACAAUGAGGAGAUACCAAGCUCACCUCUCACUCACAUCGAUUGUAUGCUUUCUGGGCACACUACAAUCCAUUGCUGUUACAUUUGUGAUGGAGCACAGACCCUCUGUUUGGACCAUUGGCUGGGAUAUGAACCUUCUUGCUGCUGCCUACGCUGGUAUAGUUUCUUCAAGCAUUGCAUACUAUGUCCAAGGAUUGGUCAUGCAGAAAAGAGGACCCGUCUUUGUGACUGCUUUUAGCCCUCUUAUGAUGAUCAUUGUGGCCAUCAUGGGCUCUUUCAUCCUUGCUGAAAAGAUCUUUCUUGGAGGUGUCAUCGGCGCAGUACUCAUAGUGGCCGGACUUUACUCUGUUCUAUGGGGCAAGUACAAGGAAUUCAAAGAGAAGGAGGCCGAAACCAUCCCAGAAGCUAUAAAGGGUGCAGGAGAAAAUGGUGGAAUGAAGACUGUAAUGGAAGAGACUGAAGAAGACAACGACAUUGAAAUGCAGAAAAGCCAAGCUAAUAAGCUGUCUACACCAGCUGUAGCCGUGCAAUCUGUGGAGGCACCAAAGUCCUAAGCAUAGACAAGGAACCAAGAGAGAAAGAAAAGAGAGAAAAAGAGAGAAAGUAAUAAUAGUGCAAGUUGGCCGUGAUCAACUGAAUAGGGAGGGAAAGCAAGGCAUUUUUGUACUUUCCAACUCACUGCUUCCUCCCUCUUUUUUUUUUUUUUUUUUUUUUCUUGUAAGUUUUAAAUUGUGGUUGUUAUCUUCAUGUAAGCCGAUAUUUUGAAAAUUUUAAUGAAAAGAAAUGAGGAGAAUGCAGAAUCUCUUUUUGUCUUAGAA
Molecule: messenger RNA, 1558 nt
Organism: Vitis riparia (riverbank grape)
Lineage: Eukaryota; Viridiplantae; Streptophyta; Magnoliopsida; Vitales; Vitaceae
Product: WAT1-related protein At5g07050-like
Exons: 7
Coding region: 104-1294 (396 amino acids)
Cellular component (GO): plasma membrane
Molecular function (GO): transmembrane transporter activity
Source: RefSeq, a predicted model, not a curated record